This is a messenger RNA of Brienomyrus brachyistius, 3176 nucleotides long. RefSeq names its product guanylyl cyclase domain containing 1 (gene gucd1). The coding region runs from base 384 to 1112 and encodes 242 amino acids. The transcript has 6 exons. NCBI's taxonomy places the organism in Eukaryota, Metazoa, Chordata, Actinopteri, Osteoglossiformes, Mormyridae. The record is from RefSeq and is a predicted model, not a curated record.
GUUUGUAGUAACAUCUUCGAACUUUGCAAGAGGUAACUAAUCUCGGCCAUUAUUUCCUGAGUAGGACAAUUAUGUUUAUGCAAGGUUAGAAAACUAAGAGGAAGCUUUACAGUGUGCAUUGGAGUGUGAUAUAGUGUAGUAACGGAGGUGCACGUUGCACUUUAGUACCAAACCCAGGCAUUAGUUCCUGAGUAAGGCAUUUCUGUUCGUGCACAUCGUGUAAUAUUACAGCGUAGUAACGCAGGCAGUGCAGACAGCAGCCGGCGGCGCCCCAGCCGUGGGGGCGGAGAUUAGGGCGGAACCGUAAGAAGUGGCUGGCAAGCCGUCGAGGGCGCUUUCUGCAGCUUCAAUGGACCGUCGCUAGCAGGGGCGACCAGGAGAGAAUGAGCGGCCGCUGCGAUCCUUGCAGGAUGACAGAUGAUCUGGUCCUGCUGGACGUACCAGCCUUUCGGCAGUGGUAUCACUGGGAUUGCGGAUUAGCCUGUUCAAGGAUGGUGUUAAAGUACCUGCAUCCAGUGAGUGAGGAAGACUUCCGCAGUGCUUGCCAAGAGCUGAAGCUCACGGAGAGUGUGUGGACUAUAGACCUGGCCUACCUCAUGCAUCAACUCGGCGUCAGGCACCUAUUCUGUACCCAGACCCUGGGCGUGGACAAGGGCUUCAGGAAGCAGUCCUUCUACAAGAAGGAUUUUGACUUUGAAGAAGAAAGGGUGAAUAAACUGUUCCUCAAUGCAGAAAGCAAGGGUGUGAUGGUGCGAAAAUGCUCCGUAACUAUCCCGGAGAUCCAGACACACCUGGCUGCGGGUCACGUGGCCGUCGUGCUGGUCAACGCCAUGGAACUGCGAUGCGAGCACUGCUCUGCUCCCAUUGGCCGCCACCGCCGCAGUCGCCACUGCUGCUUCCCCCUCGUGGCCCACGGCUUCUUCUACCAGGAACCGGCUUACCAGGGCCACUUCGUGGUACUGCGCGGCUUCGACCGGCGUGCCGGCUGGUUCUUCUACAACAAUCCAGCGUAUUCCAACCGUGUGUGCUGCUCCACUGUGAGUAAUUUUGAGAAGGCUCGCAACAGCUACGGAACAGACCAGGACAUCCUCUUCCUUUACAAGGAGAGCUGACCCCAGUGUGCCGAGGCGACCUCUACGCCCACGAGCCGUGAUCUCACUGUGACGUCACCCGGCUGGGGCCCAUGGGCGGCAUCCUUGCUUGGGCGGUCAUACGUUCAUGACCAGGUUAGUCCUGGGCCGUUUCAGACUGAGGUGGAAGGUAUCCGACUGAAUGUGGAGACCCAAGAAGGCGGAUUAAAAAAACGAUGUUCCUUAAUCAUAAGCCAUACCAUUUGGAAAAUUAAAAGGGAAAAACAAUUAUUUUUAAAAUGCCUUGAAUGUAUUAAAGAUAAGAUUUUGUUAACUGCGUUUUGACAUACUGCCGUAGUUUAUCAGCAAAAUCACUGGAUGUUGCCACGCUGACUCAGGUUCUGUCCAAGAUUGAGCUGCACGUCAGCAUUCCUCAGCCCAUCGGGAAUAUGUGUGCUGAUGUCGAUUUGGGGAAGGUAAAUAUUUAGUUUUACUGCAAAGCUGUUGAGCAGCACAAACUGCCAUACAAGUAGGAAGAGAAGCUAAAACGUUUACAGUGAUGUGAAAUGCAACUGCUGCUUGGUUGUGGGAGCUGUUCUUCAUUUCUGUCUCGCGUACGUUAAUUUGGGUUUUAUCCGUCGUGAAACCACCGCUGGAUGAUAAGGUUGAUGCUGGGAGCGACCGGCAUUUCUGUUUAGGGGGUCGGCGUGCCUUUCAGGGGGGGUGGGGUCACGUCACUGUGGGGAGGAUGACACCCCAUGUAAACACAAAAAGAAACGAAACAUUUUUCAUGGAACAAGGGGAAUGUAGAAUGAAUGACCCCCCCCCCCCCCAGUAUCAGUCUCCUGCUCUUAUCUUCCUUACGUUCCCACACCCACCAUCUGGAAGUUUUCGGUGAAUCAGGUUGUGUAAAGUCCCUGAAGGCCAUGGCAUCCAGGCCCCUCGUGAGGUUUGAACCAGCAGCUCAGUGCCCUCUGCUGGUGUCCAUUUAGAAAACUUAAAUUAGUAUCCUAACCUAAAACCGACCACAGCGGUUUGCGGUUAAUUCGAACAGUGAUGUUGCGUUAAAUGUGACCCUGAAGCCUGUCCAAGACAGCACAGACCACAAGACGGGGGUCUGUCCUGGACAGGAUGGCUGUCCAUCACUGGGCACAGACAGACAGAGCCAGACGGAGGCAGACCAGAAAGUAACACCCAGCAUAGAGGUGGGGGCUACCCACAAACCCCUGGACAACGCUAGAAAUAACAGGACUGUGCUUCAGUAACUUUUAUAUAAGUGGAGUGAUUGAAGCAUUUAGGGAGACUUACUAAGACUCAUUAAUCAUUUAACAGUGCAGGUGUGACACUGCCACGUGUGUGUGCCAUAGGUGGGUAGAUCUGGAGUAAGUACCUGCACGUUAUUCCCAUUCUCGGAGUGUAUAUUUAUCGUUAUUCAGCACAAAUACAUCCAGUCUUCUUUAUCAAAAAGGGAUUCAAGCCAGAGGUUCAUCUUUAAGGGUUUAAAGACAUAUAAUAGGUUAUCAUUUAAUUUUCAGUGCAGAAGUCGUAGAGAUCAGGUUUGCCUGCAUUUGAAAGUUUAGGCAAUGCAUCUUGGGCUCAAAAUUUGAUUUCUCAUUAAAAGUGAUUGAGCCCUAAUUUUAAAUAAGGUAAUUAUGUGGAGUCUAUACAUUUUCCUGAAGUUAUUUUCCAGUCCGGGGCCUGAUGCCAGUCCAAUAAUGAACUCACACUCUCACAAACAGAGUAUUUUCGAGUCACCAUUUCAUCUAACCAUGUAUUUGGGCUGUGAGUGAGUGAGUGAGUGAGUGAGCGAGCAGGAAGUGACAUCACAACGCUGGUGCUGCGAGCUGACCACACCAGCCACCGUGCAGGAUCGCUGCUCAUUUAUAGCUGAAGAUAUUGCGCCGUGGUUUUGUGACGGUUAUCGCUAUUUAAUAUUCAAUGUAAAGAUGGUGAAGAUUUGUUUUUGUGUGUCAGUAUCAAAAGGGAUCAGCCAUUUUCUGGUAUUUUGAAUAUCUCAGAGUUCAUUAAACAGAAUGGUAAUGUUUCAGAAUCGUAAAAUUUAUUUUUUGAAGUAGAUUUCUGUAAUAAACUAUAUGUUGUGUACAU